AUGGCGCCAAAGACUGUUCUGAUCACGGGGUGCAGCGACGGGGGCAUCGGAGCCGCCCUGGCCGCCGAGUUCCACGCCCAGGGCUGCCGUGUCUUUGCCACGGCCCGCAACGUCGAAAAGAUGCAGUCGCUCCGGGCGCUGGGCGUCGAGACCGUGGCCAUGGACGUGACCUCGGACGCGUCCAUUGCCGCGGCCGUGGCGCAGGUCGGGGCCGCCACGGGGGGCUCGCUCGACUAUCUCAUCAACAAUGCCGGCGUCCAUCAUUUCAUGCCUUUUACGGAUUCUAAGGCGGAUGAUUUCCGGCGCGUUAUCGAUACCAAUAUCACGGCCGUAUUUGUGGUGACGCACGCGUUUCUACCGCUUUUGAUCCAGGCCCGGGGCUUGGUGGCCAAUAUCGGGAGUGUACAGGAGGUCUUUUGCCUGCCGUUUCAGUCGGCCUAUAAUGCGUCCAAGGCCGCAAUUCACGCAAUGGCACACACACUUCGUGUCGAGCUCAAGCCCCUGGGCGUGCGUUUCGUGACAGUAGUCACUGGCGGUGUAAAGACCAAGCUUUACGAGAAUGCGCCUGUGGAGCUGCCGGCCGACAGCUACUACACCCCGAUCGCGCACAAGAUUGAGAGCAGAGAGUUCAUACACAAUGUCAAGCGCGACGAUGUGGACGACUACGCCAAGGGCGUUGUGCGCGACCUGCUGAAGCCCGAGCCCCGCUGGACCCUGUGGCAUGGCAGUCAAACGUAUCUGGCUUGGUUUCUGUCGUGGUUUGGCUGGGAUGGCAUGAUUGAUUCUCAAAUUGGCGAAAAGAAUGGUUUAAACGAACUGAAAAUACAUCCCAAAUCCGACUAA
Molecule: messenger RNA, 843 nt
Organism: Pestalotiopsis fici W106-1
Lineage: Eukaryota; Fungi; Ascomycota; Sordariomycetes; Amphisphaeriales; Sporocadaceae
Exons: 3
Coding region: 1-843 (280 amino acids)
Biological process (GO): triglyceride catabolic process; phosphatidic acid biosynthetic process
Cellular component (GO): lipid droplet; endoplasmic reticulum
Molecular function (GO): triacylglycerol lipase activity; acylglycerone-phosphate reductase (NADP+) activity
Source: RefSeq, a predicted model, not a curated record